Molecule: messenger RNA, 5836 nt
Organism: Myotis davidii
Lineage: Eukaryota; Metazoa; Chordata; Mammalia; Chiroptera; Vespertilionidae
Gene: CLCN3
Product: chloride voltage-gated channel 3
Exons: 14
Coding region: 530-3130 (866 amino acids)
Biological process (GO): transmembrane transport; chloride transport
Cellular component (GO): Golgi apparatus; early endosome; membrane
Molecular function (GO): voltage-gated chloride channel activity
Source: RefSeq, a predicted model, not a curated record
GGGCGCUCCGGAUGCCUGCUGCUUUUCUUCCCCUUCCGUGGGUCGGGGACUGUCUGGUCCGCAGCCUGCACCUCCUUUUCCUUAGUCAACAUUCGUCCGGGACCGCGUGUGGAGGAAGGAGGGUGUGGUGGAUUGAAAGCCAUUCUACUUCGUCCCCGAGUUAGACCAUUGGGUGUAGUGGUAGUCUCUUAAGAGGGAAGCGAUGCUGGAGAUUUUUAUUUCUAAUUGUGGGUAGAGAAACAGGUUGACUCUAGGGCCCAAAGCAAGCGGGUUUAACUUAUUGCUGUUCCCGUGUUGGAAGGAGGACCCAGAUAAAAGUCUCCCCUGGCAGAACUUCCGUAGCCUCGUCCGUAGAAAAGGCCAGGUGUCUUCAAUUUUGGUCGUUUGGGUUGUGUUAAGAUUCACCAGGCGGAGCUCCCGGGGUUUAGCUAGGGUUUCGGUUGGAAACAGAUGCAGAAUCCUAAGGCAGCGCAGGAAACGGCCACCGGUUUUGCUAUGCCUCUGAGCUGCAAGGUAACCAAACAGCUCAAUGGAGUCUGAGCAACUGUUUCAUAGAGGCUACUAUAGAAACAGCUACAACAGUAUAACAAGUGCAAGUAGCGAUGAGGAACUUUUAGAUGGAGCAGGUGUCAUUAUGGACUUUCAAACUUCUGAGGAUGACAAUUUGUUAGAUGGUGACACAGUAGUUGGAACUCAUUACACAAUGACAAAUGGAGGCAGCAUUAACAGUUCUACACAUUUACUGGAUCUUUUGGAUGAACCAAUUCCAGGCGUUGGUACUUAUGAUGAUUUCCAUACUAUUGAUUGGGUCCGGGAGAAAUGUAAAGAUAGAGAAAGGCAUAGACGGAUCAACAGCAAAAAGAAAGAGUCAGCAUGGGAGAUGACGAAAAGCUUGUAUGAUGCGUGGUCAGGAUGGCUAGUGGUAACACUGACAGGAUUGGCAUCCGGGGCAUUGGCUGGAUUAAUAGACAUUGCUGCUGAUUGGAUGACUGACCUCAAGGAAGGCAUUUGCUUUAAUGCUUUGUGGUACAACCAUGAACAGUGUUGUUGGGGAUCUAGUGAAACAACAUUUGAGGAGAGGGAUAAAUGUCCACAGUGGAAAACAUGGGCAGAGUUAAUUAUAGGUCAAGCAGAGGGUCCUGGUUCUUACAUCAUGAACUACAUAAUGUACAUCUUCUGGGCCUUGAGUUUUGCCUUUCUUGCUGUUUCUUUGGUAAAGGUAUUUGCUCCAUAUGCCUGUGGCUCAGGAAUUCCAGAGAUUAAAACUAUUUUGAGUGGAUUCAUCAUCAGAGGUUACUUGGGCAAAUGGACUUUAAUGAUUAAAACCAUCACAUUAGUACUGGCUGUGGCAUCAGGAUUGAGUUUAGGAAAAGAAGGUCCCCUGGUACAUGUUGCCUGUUGUUGUGGAAAUAUUUUUUCUUACCUCUUUCCAAAGUAUAGCACAAAUGAAGCUAAAAAAAGGGAGGUGCUCUCAGCUGCCUCAGCUGCAGGUGUUUCUGUGGCCUUUGGUGCACCGAUCGGAGGAGUUCUUUUUAGCCUGGAAGAGGUUAGCUAUUAUUUUCCUCUUAAAACUUUAUGGAGAUCAUUUUUUGCUGCUUUAGUUGCUGCAUUUGUUUUGAGAUCCAUUAAUCCAUUUGGUAAUAGCCGUCUGGUCCUUUUUUAUGUGGAGUAUCAUACACCAUGGUACCUUUUUGAACUGUUUCCUUUUAUUCUCCUCGGGGUAUUUGGAGGGCUUUGGGGAGCCUUUUUCAUUAGGGCAAAUAUAGCGUGGUGUCGUCGACGCAAAUCCACCAAAUUUGGAAAGUAUCCUGUCCUUGAAGUCAUUAUUGUUGCAGCCAUCACUGCUGUGAUAGCUUUCCCUAAUCCAUAUACUAGGCUCAACACCAGUGAACUGAUUAGAGAGCUUUUUACAGACUGUGGGCCCCUGGAAUCCUCUUCUCUUUGUGACUACAGAAAUGACAUGAAUGCCAGCAAAAUUGUUGAUGAUAUUCCUGAUCGUCCAGCAGGCGUCGGAGUAUAUUCAGCUAUAUGGCAGUUAUGCUUAGCACUCAUAUUUAAAAUCAUAAUGACAGUAUUCACUUUUGGUAUCAAGGUUCCGUCAGGCUUGUUCAUCCCCAGCAUGGCCAUCGGAGCGAUUGCAGGGAGGAUUGUGGGCAUUGCAGUGGAGCAGCUUGCAUAUUAUCACCAUGACUGGUUUAUCUUUAAGGAGUGGUGUGAGGUUGGGGCUGACUGCAUUACUCCUGGCCUCUAUGCCAUGGUUGGUGCUGCCGCAUGCUUAGGUGGAGUGACAAGGAUGACCGUCUCCCUGGUGGUUAUUGUUUUUGAGCUUACUGGAGGCCUGGAAUAUAUUGUCCCCCUUAUGGCUGCAGUAAUGACCAGUAAAUGGGUUGGAGACGCCUUUGGUAGGGAAGGCAUUUAUGAAGCGCACAUUCGGUUAAAUGGAUACCCUUUCUUGGAUGCAAAAGAAGAAUUCACUCAUACCACCCUGGCUGCUGAUGUCAUGAGACCUCGAAGGAAUGAUCCUCCCUUAGCUGUCCUGACACAAGACAACAUGACAGUGGAUGACAUAGAAAACAUGAUUAAUGAAACCAGCUACAAUGGCUUUCCUGUCAUAAUGUCAAAAGAAUCUCAGAGAUUAGUAGGAUUUGCCCUCAGAAGAGACCUGACAAUUGCAAUAGAAAGUGCCAGAAAGAAACAAGAAGGUAUCGUGGGCAGCUCUCGCGUGUGCUUUGCACAGCACACCCCGUCUCUGCCAGCAGAAAGUCCGCGGCCCUUGAAGCUUCGCAGCAUUCUUGACAUGAGCCCUUUCACAGUGACGGACCACACCCCCAUGGAGAUCGUGGUGGAUAUUUUCCGAAAGCUGGGCCUGAGGCAGUGCCUUGUAACUCACAAUGGGAUUGUCUUGGGGAUCAUCACAAAGAAGAACAUAUUAGAGCAUCUCGAGCAACUAAAGCAGCACGUCGAACCCUUGGCGCCUCCUUGGCAUUAUAACAAAAAAAGAUAUCCUCCGUCAUAUGGCCCAGACGGCAAACCAAGACCCCGCUUCGGUAAUGUUCAACUGAACCUCGUAGAUGAGGACAGAGAGGAGGCAGAAGAGGAAGUUCAUUUGUUGAAUAGCACAACUCUGUAACCUGAGGGAGUCGUCUACCUAUAGUUCUCCUUUAAACAAAAAAAGAAAGAAAAAGAAAAUAUAAAAGCCAGGCUUUUGCAACAUGGUUUGCAAAUAAUGCUGGUGGAACGGAGGAAUUGUUUGGGGGAGGGAAAGGAGAGAGAAGGAAAUGAGUGAGGUAUUUCCCCGUCUAAGGAGAGCAGCCAGCCACCUCCUGUCGUUCUGCACUGGAUGCGUUCAGCUGAGGAUGUGCCAUGAAAGUGCAGACUUGAGCCCCAAAGGAGAGGGCCCUGGAGCCCUGGAGCACCCGGCCUGUUACUCCAACAUCGCAAAGACGUGUUAUCAGUCCCCGUUUCUGGAGGGGUUACUUUGAAUUGAGCCAUCUAUAAGACUGCAGGUCUUGCCCUUUUUUAAUCAAAACUGUUCUGUUUAAUUCAUGAAUUGUAUAGUUAAGCAUUACCUUUUUACAUUCCAGAAGAGCUUCUCUCUCUUUCUUUCUCUCUCUGUAACAAAGCCUCUUUAAAUUGGUGUGCCCUUUUGAAGCAAUCCUUUCUCAUAUUGAGAUGUACUGUGAUUUUACUGAGGUUUCAUCACAAGAAGGGAGUGUUUCUUAUGCCACUAACCAUGUAGUUUUUUUUACCAUCACUGAAUGCUUGGAGCCGACACAUGCACCAUAACAAAGGCCGAUCACACAGGUACAAUCUUGAGUGAAGCAUGAAUGAGAUCUCUCAGCUUGUGUGCUGUGUAGUUCAGAAUCUUUUUGUUUUCCCCACUCUCAGAUUUUACGGAUAAUGUGACCUGGUCUUAUGCAUAUUUUCUAUUUCUAAAACUGCUAUGAAAUACAAGUACUGUUCAGCAUAAGGAAGCACCGUGCUACUGCUCUGACAGUAAAGAGAAGUAACUAUUCUGUUUAGCUAUAUCUGGAAUUAACUGCAUGUUUAAACACUGGAAUUUUUUUUUCUUCUUGAAAUUAGAUCAGUAAUUUUUUGCUUUCCUCAAGAUAUUUUACUGCUGACACUGAAGAAAUGUAAUUCAUAACUUGCACUAAUGUAUAUUUCUUUUUCUUAAAAAUUUACCAUUCUUAUUUAUAUUUUUAUGGAUUAAAAUUUAUAAAAUACAGAUCAGUUAAUAUCUCACUUAAGUAAUUUUACCUUUUUAAUGUGAUUUUUGUAGACUAAUUCUGACUUACAAAUAUGGAGAUAUGAACAAAGUUUACAAUGGGAACAAGGGUUUGAGAGAGGAUGUGGUUAUUUAUGAUCUAAUGUGUACAUAAACCUUUUUCUGAUCUUUCACUGCCAUCCCCUGGAUUCUGUCAUCUGACCUAUCCAUUCUGACUCAUUAAUGGAAAAUUGAAACACUACAAAUCACUUUGAAGAUUAAAAUCAAACAUUAAAUAGUGUUUACCUUUAAAAAAAUCAAAUGAAAUUGCAAAAAUAGCAGUUAAAAUUGUAAUCAGAACAUAACCUUUGAAUCUUCGGGUAUGUCACAACCAGAGGUAUUCAACGAUGUUUUGACUAUUCACAGUGCAUAUUUUGCAGGAUGAAUUGAAAAUGUAUUGGGGUAUGUUUGGGAUUGUUUUUGGAAAUGUCUGUCUUAAUCAUGGUCUUAAUUCACUAUCGGCAAAGGUACUUUUCUUGAAGGACCGGCCUAAAUAUUCUGUGAUUAUGCAUUUUGGGUUGGAAAGUGAUUUUUUGCAGACAUUUUCUGAAACAAACUGGCAUUGAGCUGCUUUUUUGGAAGUGAGUCUUCACUUCCUAGUUUUUAAUAGAUCUGUAAGAUCACAUAAAAUGGGUAAAAUCUUGAAGAUUUAUAAGAUCAUGAAGCCAUAUUAGAAUGACAAUUGUUAAGUUGAACAAAAUUUUAGAAACUCCGUGAAACAUUCUAGUUUUGCUAUCUGCCUAAAAUUGGUACUUUGUCCAAGACACCUCCCCACUUUGGCAGACUUGAAGUUUUCUGGCCCCUUUAAAGUUUCUUUGACCAUCCAGAGUACGAUCAUUUCUGAACGAUGGUUGUGUGUAUCUUAUCUCCAGCUUGUCUGAAGCGUGCAAGGCGCUGCUGGAGUGAGUUCCUCAGCACUGGCUACCGAACAACUGAAUUGCUUGUUCUCAGUUACAAGCCUUGGAAGGAGAAGCGAGUUUCUUUGCAGGUAGCUUCAUCAUAGUAAACUUUACAUGGAUUUCGUUUUUCAUGUUAGGUCCUCCUUUCAUUGCCUAUCCUGCUUCAGAGACUGACAUUUCAGGGUGAACACUCCAGGUGGAUAUUAAUUUUCUUCUUGGUGUAUUUCUCUCUCUGAUGUGUCUUACAGCUGAAAUACAGGAAAAGUGCCAUAUUUCUAUGCAUUCAGUGGUUUUCUUUGGGAUUACGGUCUGUUCCAAUUUUCUUCUUGAUAGGUUGAGGUAUGUCUGCUUUUUCACCAAACUGUGAAAUAGCGGAGAUCAUGAAAUAUAUGUGCCUGGCUGAUUGGCAAAUAAUAUGUGGAGCACCUUAUUUGCGUCACUUUUUGGAGAAGGUCUGAUGAGAAUGGGCAAGGGUGUCAGCAUCUCUUCCUAAUAAUUGUUUUCAGUUUUGGUUCAUGAAGAAUGCUUAGUUUGUUAACCUGUGAUGUUGCCUAGAGCUGUAUUUAUCUGUUUUUAUUUAUACUAGUAUAGUAAAGCUGCAUAUCAUUACAGUAAAAAUGAUUACUGUGAUGAGUUAAUCAGAAUAUCUAUUAAAAUCUAUAUGACAAUG